Messenger RNA from Exaiptasia diaphana, 1824 nucleotides. RefSeq names its product cytochrome P450 3A24-like. Gene Ontology annotation, molecular function: steroid hydroxylase activity; iron ion binding; heme binding. Lineage: Eukaryota; Metazoa; Cnidaria; Anthozoa; Actiniaria; Aiptasiidae. The record is from RefSeq and is a predicted model, not a curated record. The coding region runs from base 43 to 1584 and encodes 513 amino acids. The transcript is spliced from 5 exons.
GCUAGCAGUGAACCCUACACUACCUAAAUGAGUCUGUAAGCGAUGGAGACAGUAGCUUCUUGGGCGAACUGUCUUACAAACCACUGCGGAUCGACGACUAUUGCAGUAGUUAUAGCAGUAGCCAUACUUCUUUAUUGGUAUGGCACAAGGACGCGUCGAAUCAUCGAAUCGGCUUUCCCCGGUAUACCUGGACCUAAGCCUUGGCCUUUCUUAGGGAAUUUGCCUGGGUUUCUACGCGAUAAAGGCCAAUUUCACCUUUAUCUUGAUACCAAUUACAAAAAAUAUGGUGGUAUGUUUUGCACCUCGUUYCUCGAUACRCCUCUYCUUGCUAUAUCUGAUACGAAGAUGAUCAAAGAUAUUUUGGUAAAGCACUUUGAUAAUUUCCAGGACCGUCCACCGAUGGUCGCCCUGCCUUCACCUAUGGACACAACGCUUGACAUAGCUUURGGCAAAACAUGGCAUCGUAUCCGAACUGUWCUAUCUCCUUCYUUUAGUUCCCAUAAACUCAAAUCGAUGAUUCCUCUGAUGAAUGAUACUUGUGACUCUUUGUUGAAAACGCUGGAUAAAGCUGCUAAAGCCGGGGAAAGUAUCGAUAUAUUAAAAUGCCAGCAGUCGUUGAGUAUCGAUACGAUUUUGUCUACGGCUUUCGGUGUCCAAGGUGACUACAUGAAUAACCAAGACGAUCCUUUGAUGAAAACAGCAUACCGAGCCAUGCACCCAGGACCGCUCAGCYUUGCUCUUCUGRUUAUCCUACCCAUGUUGCCUUUCGGACAGUCCUUAUUGCAAGUCAAAAGUUUAACGAAAUGGAUUUUUAGAGAGAACUGGAAGCUKCUCGGCAUUACGCGAAAAAUUGUCGAGUUGAGACGAAAGGAGGGUUCUAACAGAAAGGACUUUUUGGAUAUCAUGAUCAGCUCACAAGGCCCAGACGUGCCAGAAGACAAAAAGCUCAGCGAUGGCGAGAUUGCCAUGCAGUCAGUUWCGUUCAUAAUGGGUGGUUACGAUACAUCGAGCACGACUCUUGGGAUGCUGUGUUAUUACCUGGUCGCAAACCCUGAUAUCCAGGAACGUCUACAGCAAGAAGUUGACGACGUAUGGACGGAAGAAGAUGAAAUGCCGUCAUACGAAACAGUUCAGGARAUGCAGUACCUCGACAUGGUGAUCUCGGAAACCUUAAGACUCUGUCCUGCAGGUAACAUGCUUUGGCGUGACUGCACCAAAGAAUGUACCAUCGAAGGCAUAAAGUUCCCAAAAGGAUCUCUGGUCGUCGUCCCUGUCUACAGCAUACACAGGGACCCCAAUAUUUACCCCGAUCCGGACAAGUUCGACCCAGAAAGAUUCACGCCCGAAGCAAAGCAAUCACGUGACCCCUAUCACUAUYUACCAUUUGGAACCGGGCCUCGUAACUGCAUUGGAAUGAGAUUUGCGCUGAUGAUGAUCAAGUUGGUCGUUACCAGACUCCUGAAGAAAUUCACUUUGGUGACUACCGAGCAGACGGAAGAGCCCUAUUUGGAAUCGAAUUUGGCUCUUGGUCCUACAAAUAGGCUGAUAGUAGGGGUAAAGUACAGGGAACCCGCGUGUUCCUAACGGGUUAAAAACGACUAGCGAAUGAUAUGAUUUAUCCAGGCUUGUGUGGUUUUCGCUGCUUACGUUCGAAUGUCRAUGGCACAUGCUGUUAUGGAGAAGUCUUAGAAGAAAAACUUUCUUUAACAUAGCUUUURAAAUCAUAUGUCUGGUCCCUAAUGUGUAUCACUAGCAUUGCUYUACGUUGAUUCAGGUGUAAUAAACUAAAUGGUGUAAUUUGGUUGCAUUAAAAAAAUAUAUAUA